Seminavis robusta is the source of this 273-nucleotide messenger RNA. NCBI's taxonomy places the organism in Eukaryota, Bacillariophyta, Bacillariophyceae, Naviculales, Naviculaceae. The record is from the annotation of a GenBank genome assembly.
AUGGGUGGGAAGGUGUCAAAGGAUGAAGCAAUCAAGACGAUCCGCACAGAGAAGGAGAGGGAAGGGAUCAAGGACGCAAAGGUUACUAUUUACGAUCUCAUGGCGCUUCUGAACACAAUAGAUGCAUCCGAAGACCACAAGUUUACCUACGCCGGGCGAAUUGUUAGCGACAAAGCUGGUGCUGGUGGCAAAAAGGUCAAAGAGUCCGACUACAAACAGCCACCGCGGCGAGUGAGCGUCCUCAAUGGCGUCUCUCUCAGUCUUUCCCUCUAA